CUAAUAAUAAGGCACUGCAUCUAUUGAUGCUUACUUGGACUUAAGCUCCACGUCGUCUCUCAGUAUUCUUCCAUUAAUAAUCCAACCACCAUCAUGAAGCUGUCACUGUCGCUUCUUUUUGCGGGACUGUUGGCUAGCGUCAGUGCCUCCAAUGUUGUCGAGCUCACCCCGGACAAUUUUGACAGCGCAAUUGGUAAGGGGAAGCCUGGUUUAGUUGAAUUCUUUGCCCCUUGGUGUGGUCACUGCAAGAACCUCGCUCCUAUAUACGAGCAACUUGGCGAUGCCUUUGCGCACGCAAAGAGCAAAGUUAUCGUUGCCAAAGUCGAUGCUGAUGGCGCGGGUAAACCUUUGGGACAGAAAUACGGUGUCACUGGAUACCCUACUUUGAAGUGGUUUGACGAGCAAGGGAACAUCGAGCCUUACGAAGGCGGCCGAGACCUUGACGCACUUGCUUCUUUCAUCACUGCGAAGUCUGGUGUGAAAUCGAGUAUCAAGCCCCCACCGCCCCCUGAAACCUUGAUUCUUGAUGUCCACAGCUUUGAUGAUGUUGCCUUGGAUGAGACAAAAGACGUUCUUGUCACGUUUACCGCGCCAUGGUGCGGGCAUUGCAAGAACCUCAAGCCAAUCUAUGAACAAGUUGCGAUUGACUUCAAACCAGAGGGCAAUUGUGUUGUUGCCAACUUUGACGCGGAUGCACAACCGAACAAGGAGAUUGCUGGUCGCUACGGAGUGUCAUCUUACCCUACCAUCAAGUUCUUCCCUCGUGGCGGAAAUGAAGUCGAGGCUUAUGAAGGCCCUCGCACUGAACAAGCAUUCGUUGCUUUCCUCAACGAGCGCUGCGGAACUCAUCGCGCCGUUGGUGGUGGUCUCAAUGACGAGGCUGGCCGUAUCGCGGAACUCGAUGCCCUUGCCCAGAAGUUCUUGGCCGCUGCCGGUGACGCUCGUGAUUAUAUUCACAAGGAGGCUUUGACGCUUUCCGAGUCACUCGGCGAGACGGCAAAAUACUAUAUCCGUGUGAUGGAGAAAGUUGUAAACGACCAGGAAUCCUAUAUCGAGAAGGAGUCUAAGCGCCUUGCGUCUAUCCUGACCAAGCGCACGAUGUCACCUGCCAAGCUGGAUGAGAUCAAAACGAAGGCCAACAUUCUGAGCGCAUUCGUGGCCAAAAAGUUAGAAGAGGCACAGGAGAAGGUUGAGAGUGUCAUCGGCAGAGCGACAGCUGAGCUUUGAUGUCGCACGAUUAUCUGCUUUGUGCACGGAUCCACACACUUGUUAAUCUGGAUGUUAUAAAGCUAGGUUUCGGUAUUUUCCACCACCACGCAAUCAAUGAUAUUAAAGAUAAUUUUCACUUUUGGACCUAUCGUAAUUUGUAGACGCUGGCAAACAACUAAAACAGG
This is a messenger RNA of Suillus fuscotomentosus, 1394 nucleotides long. RefSeq names its product protein disulfide isomerase. Gene Ontology annotation, molecular function: protein disulfide isomerase activity. Gene Ontology annotation, cellular component: endoplasmic reticulum. Gene Ontology annotation, biological process: protein folding. Lineage: Eukaryota; Fungi; Basidiomycota; Agaricomycetes; Boletales; Suillaceae. The coding region runs from base 94 to 1227 and encodes 377 amino acids. The transcript has 11 exons. The record is from RefSeq and is a predicted model, not a curated record.